AAGUGUGAAUGCCGGAAGUGCGUCAGACGCAGCGCUUUAGUUUAGUGACAGCCGUGGGCUCGUCGCUUGUGGUUCACAGCCGAACGACGUUCCUUCGGGUCGGGCCUUCGUGUGACGGCUCUGUGCGUGAACCCUUUUCACUCGCACGGUACCUUACUAUGGCAGCCGCGGACCCCCGGUCGUCGAGUGACGGCCGACCGGCGAGCAGAGGCGGAUACCCGGGCGGGGAGAGCAGCAAAGACCGCGACGGAUCGGGCGGCGGCAACGGGGAAGAUGAUCGGGACCGAGGCAGCUUCGAGUGCAACAUUUGUUUCGACAGUGCUAAGGACGCUGUCAUCAGUAUGUGCGGCCACUUGUUCUGCUGGCCUUGCCUCCAUCAAUGGUUGGAGACGAGGCCCAGCAGACCCCAGUGUCCUGUGUGUAAAGCGAGCAUCAGCAGAGACAAGGUCAUCCCACUGUAUGGACGAGGGACCUCCAGUCAAGAGGACCCCCGGUUGAAAACGCCUCCAAGGCCUCAGGGACAGAGAACUGAGCCAGAAAACAGAGGCGGGAUGUUCCAGGGUUUCAGCGACACCAGUUUUCACAUGUCGUUUGGCAUAGGCGCUUUCCCCUUCGGCUUCUUCACAACUGUCUUCAAUGGCAAUGACCCAUUUCACAGAGGAGACCAGUACGCAGGUGAAGCCCAAGGCAACGGUGGUGAUGUCAACAACGGGAAUUACAAUUGGCAAGACUCCCUCUUCCUGUUCGUGGCCAUUUUCUUUUUCUUCUGGCUGCUGAGCGUGUGACGAAGGGCGAGCGGCGAAGGCGGACGGCCAGACAGGGGGGGAAGGACGGACGGGGCUUGCUCACUUGGAAUGCACACAUAACCUGAGCCACAUACACACUCAUGUUACAUUUCCAAUGAGGUACUAACUUGAGAGAGCGGUUGUUUGCAAAAUUGUCACACCGAGCCCCACCAACCUGCGCUUUGUUCAUGCAAAAGAGUAAAAAAAACAACCGUUUAAUUAGCCUCACUGAACAUGCACCUGCCGAUGGUCACAGAAACGAGGGCGGCAAUAAACUUUAAUGGUCUCACUGUAAGAAUAAUCAGUCUGCCUUUAGAAAGUUAGAAGAGACAGUAUUAUGUGGUCAGGGUGACCGGGCCUUACUCUAAUGGCUAUUUCUAGUGUAGUCACUUUAAUUCAUCCCACUUCCCCUUCCCCAAGCCGAUGACAGUGGGAGAGUUUUGAAAACAGGGAUGAGGAGGAGACCUAACACCGGAGGUUACCAUAAUUUUUCUGCCUCUAAAAGGCCAAAGAGUAGCAGUUUGGUUCUGAAUAAUAGGAUUUGUGCAGAUAUGUUUAAACUGUUUGUCUUAAAAAAUGACUGCCAGUGCACUGUGAUGUCCAUUGAACAUGUUCUUUUUUGUUUUUGUUUAUCAUUUAUUGUUCUGCAUAGGUAGUACCAAAACUUCCCAAAAUAAGAGCAGAGGAAUGGGAGAGUGCAAAAUGAGAAAUCUCAAACCAUAUUGGGAGAAUGAUUUCACUUAAUACCAGGCAGAUUUGCCAUAGUUCAGUGAACUAUUUCUUUUGUGAUCUAAACUGUAAACUAUUUGCUGUAUGUCAAGAGCGAGUGAUGAAUUUGUAUAUAGAGGUAUUGUACGUUUUUUGUGGGUUUUUUCUUUUGGUCAUUUUGAAUACAUUAGCAGCUAUGGAGCAAACCAGGAUGCUUUUUGUAAAUUUUUGCCAACCAAGGUUAACCCAUCUGCCAAUGUCUACCAAUUAAAAAAAAAAAAAAUGA
Molecule: messenger RNA, 1779 nt
Organism: Phyllopteryx taeniolatus (common seadragon)
Lineage: Eukaryota; Metazoa; Chordata; Actinopteri; Syngnathiformes; Syngnathidae
Gene: rnf5
Product: ring finger protein 5
Exons: 6
Coding region: 9-785 (258 amino acids)
Biological process (GO): ubiquitin-dependent protein catabolic process
Cellular component (GO): endoplasmic reticulum
Molecular function (GO): ubiquitin-like protein conjugating enzyme binding; ubiquitin protein ligase activity
Source: RefSeq, a predicted model, not a curated record